CCCUCUUGUGUUGCGGAACAGUCAUCGCAGUCGACAAGGAGGAGAGUUCGGUUGAAAGCAGCAGCCAUAUUUUUUCAUCUCUCCCCUUUGAUUGUCGCAGCAGCGGUGAAUACAGAUUGAUGUGCAGGUGAAAAAAACAUUACCCAGUAAAGGAAGCACCUCGGUUCUCAAGUGGUAACCCCCUAAUCGUUGUCGUUCCGGAAGUGGAAAAAAGAAGCAGAAGAAAAAGACUGAACCAGCGCCUCCUCAACCGGCAGCAGCAGCAAAAAAAAAUCACAAAAUGGCCUGUGCAACGCUGAAACGUUCGCUCGACUGGGAGAGUCUCAAUCAGCGGCCGACCAAGCGCCGGAGGUGCCACCCCUUCGGGAGUCCGGCCGGCGCCGCCGGCAGCAGCACUUCCAUCAGCAACGCCCUCAACAGCAGCCCCUCGUCCUCGUCGGCGGCUGCCCGCAGUGCCGUGAUGGAACCGAAGCCUUCCCCGUUUGCCGAUGCCGUCUGCCCCAAGCUGACCCCAGAAAAAAUGGCCCAAAACAUCACGGAAGAGAUCAAAAGACUGCACCGCCGGAAGCAGCUCACCUUCAACCACAGCGAGCGUAUGCAGGACUCGGAAUCGAGCGGCUCCGAGAUGGGCCCGGACAGUCCCCGCCGGCCGGACAGCCCCCCGAGCAUGGUCAAGAACCCGGAGAAGGCGCUGUUCACGUUCAAACAGGUACAAAUGAUCUGCGAGCGUAUGCUCAAGGAACGAGAGGACUCCCUGCGGGAACAGUACGAUGCCGUGCUGACCACCAAGCUGGCCGAGCAGUACGACGCAUUUGUCAAAUUCACCUACGACCAAAUACAGAGACGCUACGAAGCGGCGCCAAGUUACCUCUCCUAAGCAGCUCUAUUUAAAAUAACACGUUCGAUGUAAAAAAAAAGCAAGCAGCAGCAACAGCAACGUGUGAAACGAUGUACACACAUCCUCCACCCAAGCACACAUACAGACACAUAAGCACACAAACAAACAAGCAAAACAAAAAAUCCAGCAACAGCAAGAUAAACGCGCGCGCAUCUACUACGUAACAAAAAAAAAUAUUUAAAUUCUCAGAUUAACUAGAAAAGAGCGAGCGAGCGAGUAAGCGAGACCGAGCCCUACCGAGUAGAGCGGACCUUUCGUUGUUACUUUUUUUUGUUGUUUGUUUUUAAAUUGUACCUCUAAAUUUUACUACACACACUGUCACACACACACACACACCUAUACUCAUCUUGCUGAAUUUAACAUUGUUGCUAAACAAACACCCACAAACAAAAAUGCUUAACAAGAAAGAGGAGAACCCGAUCGAUGAGACCUUUCGUCCUCGGAUAGACUGUUCUUUAGAGAAAGAGAGAAAGAGAAAACAUACAAAUCAACACAAAAACACAUACAUUUAUUAUCUUUAUUAUUUUUUUGGAAUCUAUAGUUUGUAAUGCUUACACACUCUCAACGCUAACAAAGAGUGAGAGAGAGAGAUACAUUCACAAUCAAUUUGUUUGAAUUGCUUCGUAGAAAUUGUUUUCCAACCUACAACACCCACACACCAAGAAGAGAGAAAGAGAGAGGAAGAGAGUAAGCAACAGUUUGUGAGAAUCGCCCAAUAAACUCUUGCAAACGAGAAAGAGCUACCGGAACGCGACUUUUCUUUUUUUGUCUAUUUCUGUGUUGUUCUUUGGUUAAACCUAACCUUAAUCCCUUCUAUUACUUAGCAUAAUUUGCAAAAUUCUCCCCCGUAUCGUAUAAUUAAAAGAAAGAGUUAUUUUAUUUAGCGUAAUUUUUGUCUUUUUCAUUAUUACUACUUCUGAUAAGUGCUUUGCGUUUUUUUUUUCUCAACGCAGAUUUUCCUCCCCUCAACCCUGCGCUAGUAAAAAUUUAGUUUGUAAGAAAACACUCAUUUUGUUGUCGUUUUGUCAAUUUGUUUCUCUUUUGUUUAUUUUUUUCGUAGCCAAUUUUGUGCAAAAUUAUUCCAGAUAAAUUUAGUUUCUUUGCUCUGUUUUAUUGACAAUUAUUUCUGUGAUGCUUCCGCGUAUUCGGACACUCACUCAAGAGAGGGGGAAAAGAACGGCGAAGCAAGAGGAGUAAAUUUAACAGAAAACAAGAAAAAACAGCACACAUAACAAACAAUUAUCUCAUCUAAAAUAGUAGGGAAAACCAUGAUAAUACUAACACUGAAGGUGGAAAUAGCGAAACACUAAAAGCUAAGGCAUAACACAUAGAGAACACACAACAUAUACACUUAUACAUAUGGAACUAUAUUUAUAUACAUAUUAGAAAGUGAAGCAGGAGAAGGAAAAAAACAAGCAUAACAAUUGAAUACGGCUGAUGUUUGACUAGAAUGCAAAACAUUAACCUAACUGACAGAGGUUCCGAUCUCUAAAGGGAGAAAAACAACAGUUCAUGUAAAGUUAAGUUUCUACAUAAGUUAAGGUAUGGCGAAUCGGGAGAAGAGUAAUAAAACAAGUUAAAGUAAACCUUAAGGAUCGUCAUUAUAUAUUAGUAUACAAAAGUAAAACAGCAAACUAAGAUUGAGAACGGAUACAGAAAAUUGAAAAAGAAAACACAAAAAUUAAGCUUGUACUAUAAACAGUAAGAUGAAGUUAAUUAAUAAGCGUUUAUAUACAUAUGUUUUAUAUAAAAAAAAGUGGAGGAAAAAACUGAAGCAAAACUAUCUUUAUGAAACAACACACACACUUUAACCUAUAUCGAAUUGCGAACGAGAAAGAAACAAAACAAAACACUAGAUUCAGCUCCGAUAAAUCAUUGCAAACGUAAUUCAUAAACCACACCAGCCAGAAUUGCACGCACUCACACACACCUCCAAUAGUGUGUAUUAAAUUGCGUGCAUUAAAAUGCAGUCGCAGCGCAAAUAAGCAGAGAGAAAAAAAAACAAACCUACCUACCUUAACCAAAACAAGUAAGAGAAAUAAAUUGAUCAGCCUAACUCUAACCAUACUUCUCUCCGAUUGGA
This is a messenger RNA of Culex pipiens pallens (northern house mosquito), 2981 nucleotides long. RefSeq names its product akirin. The transcript has 5 exons. Gene Ontology annotation, cellular component: nucleus; chromatin. NCBI's taxonomy places the organism in Eukaryota, Metazoa, Arthropoda, Insecta, Diptera, Culicidae. Bases 281 to 877 code for a protein of 198 amino acids. Gene Ontology annotation, molecular function: transcription coregulator activity. Gene Ontology annotation, biological process: positive regulation of innate immune response; positive regulation of transcription by RNA polymerase II. The record is from RefSeq and is a predicted model, not a curated record.